AAAAUAUUGGCAGAAUUUUGUUCUCUGCAAGCGACUCGUCCUACCCACGAAAGGAAACGGGAUUGCUGUCAUGAUAAAAUACGAUCCUUAGGGACAGAACCUCACACUAUCAACGAGAAAUCCAUUUUACCAGCCCUUUGUCAUUACAUUUCGGCGUAUUGGCGACGAUUUGCUCCACUCUUUGUUUUCGUGUUGCCUAGGUUGUUCUUGCUCAGAUCUCUAGAUAUGAAAGUUUUCGCUUCAACGUGCACAUUCGAUUACUCAUGGGAGGAGGUCUCUACUGCCAACUGGCGAAAGUACUGUCCGUGGAAUGACAAGUCGACCCAUGUUGUGGCUGUUGAUAUUCUCUCCAGGACACUGCACCCUGAUACCGGCAUUCUACGAACGGAACGUCUUAUAACCUGUAAUCAAACUGCUCCUCAAUGGCUGCUCACACUUUUCGGUGGCAAUGCUACCUCUCACGUCUACGAAGUGUCAUAUGUCGAUCCUUCUUCUAAGAGAGUGACGAUGUGCUCAACGAACCUUACAUGGUCGAAUGUUCUGAAAGUCCGAGAAACCGUGACCUACCAGCCGUCGCGAAAUGCUCCAAGGACGAAGACAGAUUUCAAGCAAGAUGCCCAGAUAACAGCCGUUUGCAGCGGGUGGCAGAAAGUAAAAAACAAAGUUGAAGAAGCAAGCGUUGAACGAUUUAGCCAGAACGCUAAGAAGGGUCGUGAGGGCUUCGAGGCUGUGCUGGAGAUGAGUCGGAGGGUGUUUGGGGAGCAACGUGAAUCUGAGGCAAGGAAGCAGACCCAAUAACACCCGCUCCUCGUCCUUGAGCUUUUCCUUUGGCGACUUCUCGUGGCUCUUCGCCCUUCCGUCUCUCUUCCUCGAACUGCGGCUCUAUGUUUUUAAUCCUUUACGCCUUACUUUUUUAGCGUUUAUUUCCCCCGCGCCUCGUCCACUGUUUUGUUGUUUCAGACACGUGAUUCCAAAUCCGGAGCGAUUGCAUUUAUAUAUACACGACUUCUGCAGAAAAGCAUGCUACCCACAACGAAGAGAAACUGACACUCUAAUUCUUAUACUUUCAUCUCUAUGUUAUUUCCUUGAUUUGUUCUCACCUAUUUUCGUGGUAUGUUGGGAGGUAAUAGGCUCAAAAAACGCGAUUGAUGAUUUACAUUGGCCCAAAAGAAAAGGAGGAGUUUGUUUAUUUUUUAUGGUGUACAGUUAUUUUUGAUUUUCCUUUUUUCCUCUUUUCCUUUUUUUGCCAUCUUUCUCCUUUCAUGUAUUCGAACUAGACUUCUGCCAUUAGCGUUAUUUAUUUCCUGUCUACACGCAUGUAUACAUAGGCAGUUACACAUACAAUGUUGUUUUGUCGAUG
Histoplasma capsulatum G186AR is the source of this 1360-nucleotide messenger RNA. Its product is annotated as MSF1 domain-containing protein. Lineage: Eukaryota; Fungi; Ascomycota; Eurotiomycetes; Onygenales; Ajellomycetaceae. Gene Ontology annotation, molecular function: phosphatidic acid transfer activity. The record is from RefSeq and is a predicted model, not a curated record. The coding region runs from base 226 to 798 and encodes 190 amino acids. Gene Ontology annotation, cellular component: mitochondrial intermembrane space. The transcript is spliced from 2 exons. Gene Ontology annotation, biological process: phospholipid transport.